Astrephomene gubernaculifera is the source of this 3746-nucleotide messenger RNA. The record is from the annotation of a GenBank genome assembly. NCBI's taxonomy places the organism in Eukaryota, Viridiplantae, Chlorophyta, Chlorophyceae, Chlamydomonadales, Astrephomenaceae.
UCAUCGAUGGUCGUCAUGGUAGACGCCUGUGACUUAUAAGUGCAUACAGUAGGAAUGCAGGAGCAACACUUAGCGAGUAGGUCAGCUGCAGUUGCAGAAUCCGUUCGGAGCGUAGAUGAUUUCUUAAAAGCAUCGGUGGCGCCUAGCACGGCAGGAGCCACUACUGGGAAUCUACGCGAGCCGCGUACAGCUGCUGGCCCCCGUCGCGUUGAGGAAAGAGCUUACAAUCGUCGAGUUGCUAGUGAUAUAGUUCCUUCUAGCAACAAGCAUGGUUCCAAGCACGGGAGGUAUGACCGUGUCCUGAAGGAGCGACGCGGACAGACGCACACGGGCGAGGACCCAAGCGGCGAGCCACGCCUGACCUCUGAGCGGCUUCACCAGUACGCCAUAGCCCACGCAAAACUCACGGCGCCCCCGCGGCCGGGCCCAAAGAGCACUGCAGGCAGCACCAUCCUGCGGAAACUGACGAAUGCGGCGACUGCAGGCCUGGUCCCUUCCCCGCAGCUGCACCAGGCACAAGGCGGUAGCUCCAUUCUGGGGCACGCCGCCUCCACCGCCUGUCUUCCACCCCAUCCCGCUCCUUUGGGGGUCCGCCUGGCCCUCACAACGCCCGGCAUCUCACCUCCCGGCAUGGUCCCCUCGGCCGUGGCGCCGCCGCGGCCUUCCUCCGCCCGGCGGCCCCUCUCAGCCCGCGUCCUGCUGCAGCGGCUGGGCACCUUCCCGCAGCAGCCGCCGCUGCUGCAGCAGCCACCGCAGCCCCAAGCCAACUCGGUAGGCCCCACGUCGCCCCCGGGCGCCCCCCCGCCUGAACGCGCCUUUGGCCCCCGCGCCGCAGACUACCCAUCCCGCCCCCGCGUGUCCCUGCCCUCGGACAUUGCGCCUCCCGCCUCCCACCACCACCAACACCACCAGCAGCGGCAGCAGCAGCAGCCCCACUCCCCUCACUCUCCGCAUUCCCCUCACUCCCCACACGCACCUCCUCACCCUCCGCAGCAACACCAGCCGCACGCGCAGGACCCCAGGACAAGCCCCAGUCGCAUGGCGGGGCCGGGCUGGCAGCCCCCGCCGCCGGGCCCCUCCCCGCCGCCACCGCUCCCUCCUGGCCACGCGCCGGGCAGCCCGCGAGUGGGCAGUCCGCAGCGCCCCGGGGGCAGGGCGGCUGCCGCCUCGCCCUCGCCGGCCCACAGCCCACCACGACCGGGGGGGCAGCGGGGCCCCGGGGAGGCAGCUCAGGACCCCUACCAACACAACCAACACCCAGCGCAUCAGCAGCAGCAGCAACACUCUAGCCAUCCCCAGCAGCAUCUGCACGCCUCGUUGCAGCAGCAGGCGUCGCAGCUACAACAGCAGCUACAACAGCAGCAGCAGCAGCAGCAUGCGCACCCUCCGCCACCGCCAUCACCACCGCUACAGCAGCAGCCGCAGCAGCAACCCCUAGAACACCCACCGCUGCCUCCCCAGCAGCCCCAGCCCGCCUUCCGGCCGCACUCAGCAGCGGGGGGUCUGCGGCCGCACAGCGCCGCGGGCGGGGGCGUCCGAUGGGGCACCCCGCGGGUGGUGGGGCUGCGCGACGUGCCGCCGUCACAGCUGCCGCAUGCUCGAGCCGUGGUGCUUGCAGGCGACACAGGAGGCGGCGGCGGCGACCCAGAUCAGCGGCAGCGCUUCGGCGGCGGCAGCGAGGCGCGGGGUGCGGGCGGGCGCGAGCGGCGCUCUUCGGACGGCGGUACGCAUGCGUCCUGGUGGCAGAGCGCGGGCGACUCGGAGGCGAGCUACCCCUUGACAGCGGUGACUGACCGGUACCGCUGCGAGGGCUGCGAGGGCGAGGAGGUGAGCCCCUCGGAGGCGGCGCAGUGGCUGGAGCGGAUGGCGCAGCUGGAGGCGGAAGUCAAGGAAGAGCGGGAGUCCAGGCGGCGAUACGAGGCGGAGCUGGCUCGGCUGGCUGCCGCCGCCGCCUCGCACCCCUCCGGCAAGCGCUCCGCCCCCGGGGCGCCCUCCGGUGGGGGCGGCCCGGGGCAGCAGCAGCAGCGGGUGCUGACGGGCGCGCGAGCGGCGGCAGCGGCGGUGAUGCGGUACCGACCCAGUCGGCCCUCAUGACCCCAUGACGGGGAGCGGAGAGCCGGCGGCGUCAUGGUGUUGAUCGCAGCAGCUUGAGGGCUUUAGGGGCGACACGUGGUUGCGCUGUGUGUUGGGGUUGGGCUUUGGGAGGGGCGGCAUGGGGGUAUGGCGGUAUUGCGGACUUGCGGCUUGGCCGGCUCGGGGAAGGUGGCUUGCAGGAUGUGGGCAGGUUGUGCAGGGCGCGCGGAACGAGGUUGGGGUGGAAGUCUUGAAACACGGCUUUGCUUGAGGUGUGGGUGAGCUGCGGGUGUCCUCGAGAGGUGUGCUUGCAGCAGUGCACUCGAGCGGCGGCGAGGAGGGCUUGGCGGGGUUGCACUCUUGGAGCGCAUCCUUAGCUUUCCGCUUUCAGGGUGGCAUGAAGACCGCUGCUGAGUCCUGAGUAGGGACUGUGUUAGGGAGAAGGGGUUCUGCUAGAUAGAACGGUGGUCUCUGCUCAAAAUUUCCUUUCGCUGUUGCAUGUGCACUGCGUGUAUUGAAAGCUGAAGUGCUGACAGGGCUUGAACGUGCUUUGUUGCUCCCUCGCUUAGCAAUGGUGACGGGAAUGCUGUGGGCGGUGCUGAAGAAUGCGUGGAAUGUGAUUGGCUAUUGCGUAUUUGUAUGUGCGUGCAAUUAAAGGUGCAUUGCGGUUCACUUAAGAGGGGCUGUUCCUGUCCCUGCCGUAUGAGCGCCCUUGACUCACAGCCACGCAUAGCCUUGCAUGGAUGGGCGCAAGAUGUGUAUCAUUCACAGGUGCUGCUGCUCCGAUGCGCCACCGGUGUCGCUGUUCCGUAUCGCCGGCUGCGCCCACCCCGCCCACUGCAAGGCGGUGUAUGUAGGCAGGCGGUAGUGCGCAUCUUGGCAGGGGCGGGGCGGGAUGGUGGAGGCAACUGCGUUCCAGUGCAUGGGUUGUGCUGGCUGCGGGGCGGGUGCGGGGAGGGCCUGCUGGCUGCGGCUUUUGGUGGGACGCCUGGAAACGAUAGCUAUAUGUUAGUGUGUCGUUGGCAUGUCUUUGGGAGAGGCGUUACUUCGAAGGGUAGAGUGAUCUUUGUUGCCUGGCAAAAUGGCAAUCCCCACCAAGUGCUGGUGGGAUGGGGUGGUGCAUAGGAGGAUAGAAGGCAAACUCCCGCUGCGGGGGUGACAGCUCUCCCUGCCCUCACUGCAGAAGGAAUGUCCCGAUUUCCCGAAGGAUGGCUGGAUUUCUGGCAGGUUAUCUUGCACCUGCUGCCGCUGCCAAGCGCCGCCGCCCGGCACCAGCAAGGCAGGAGAGCGCUGAGCCAAGUGGCAUAUGCAGCAGUCAGCAAAGGAGGUUGGGGGGUGUGAUCCGAUUGGUGUGUGCUGCGCUGCAUAAGUUAUUUUAUUUGUCGGGAUGUUAGGUCGAAUGGCCUCCCGCCGCACCCGGCUCUGCUGCGCAUGCAGGCAUGUUCGGGAGUCUGACCUAGCCAGAUGCUGCGGAGUCACGUUUUAUAUCACGAAACGCAUCAUAGUUUGUUGCCGUACAGGGACCAGGUUCGCAGUACUGAGCAAACCUUGCAUAAAAACGGCCUAUCCGUUAAGGACAACUUGUUUGUUGCAAAGGCCAAAAAACGAACACAAUUGCGGUUCACCUCAUCAUAUGCUGUGUGUGCAGAAUUGCAGAUGUGUACCAUACCCCG